CCAGUCAAGCUGAAGCACUUCUGUACGACGAUGCGAGGCAGUACUAUGGUUGUGGCGUGCCCAACCAAGUGCCAUGAUGGAUUUUGAUGAGCGGGUACCCGUUGGGUCUAACAUGUAUUUGCCCGGCUGUACUUAUUACGUGUCUGGGACGGAAUUUUCCAGCCUUCCUCCUUUUCUGCCCCAGACCCCGUCUUCAUGCCCCAUGACAUACUCAUACUCCACGUCCAGUUUGCCACAAGUUCAGAGCGUUAGAGAAGUGUCUUUCAGGGACUAUGCCAUUGACACGUCCGGUAAGUGGCACUCGAGGGGCAAUCUGCCACAUUGCUACGCGACCGAGGACAUGGUGCACAGGGACUGCCUGUCCAAUCCUGGAACUCUGGGAGACAUGCUGUCGAAAAAUAAUUCGGUUCUUUACCACUCCAACACGAGCCAUUCGGCCAACGUGUAUCAUAGCAGCGUAGGGAGGAACGGAGUGCUUCCCCAAGCGUUUGACCAGUUUUUCGAGACAGCGUACGGGAACGUGGAAAACCAGCCAAGCGAGCAUCCGGUGGACAGAGCGACCGGGAAGGCGCCUGCUCCGCCCGCGGACUCAGGCAGCGACAGUUGCCGGGGAACAGAGGAGGCAGAGCGGUGUGGAGAAACCAGCAGCCCGGAGCCAUCUUCCGGUAACAACGAAGAGAAAUUCAGCGGCAGCAGCGGCAAUGGACAGAAGACACGGAAAAAAAGGUGUCCUUACACGAAAUAUCAGAUCAGAGAGCUGGAGAGAGAAUUUUUCUUCAGUGUUUACAUCAACAAAGAAAAAAGGCUACAGCUUUCCAGGAUGCUCAACCUCACCGACCGUCAGGUCAAAAUAUGGUUUCAAAACAGAAGAAUGAAAGAGAAAAAACUAAACAGAGACCGUUUGCAGUAUUACACCACGAACCCUUUGCUUUAGAUCGGAAUCAUUUAUAGGGCGAGAUGGUUAAUUUCAAGUUCGUGGAUGAACAUUCCGGCUCCCAGAGGAGAUGCGACCUUUAUUCCUCUGACAGACUUUUUCAUCCAUAAACAUACAUUUAUAUUCUCUGUAAUCUUUACCGUUGAAUUUAAAACUAUUAUUAUGAUGUUUCAUUUUAUUCAGUUAAGUGACUCUUCAGUUUACAGGGAUAUUGUUUUUUUGAUAUUAUUAUUAUUAUCUUUCCAAGAUCUGUAGUUUUUACAUAUGUGUCAUAUAUCAGUAAGUAUAUGCUUGAAAUCUGUUUAUAUGGAAAAUAAUGUUUGGGAGGGCGAGAUAUAAAUACUAGUGGACAUAAAGAUUUCAUUCUGUUAUAGCCUAGGUAACACUUUACAAUAAGGUCUCAUUUGUUAACAUUACUUAAUGCAUUAACUAACACGAAUUAAUGAUGAACAAUACAUUUGUUACAAUACAUUUGUUAUUUAUUAAUCUUUGUUAAUUAUAAAAAUGCAACCGUUCCUUGUUUGUUCAUGUUAGUUCACAUUGCAUUAAGAAAAACAUUUGAUUUUUAAUAAUGUAGCCUAGUAAAUGCUGAUAUCAACAUAAAUGCCGUAGAAGUCCAGUAGUUAAUUCAUGUAAACUAGUGAAACCUAAUUAUAAAGUGUUACCGUUAAGUACUGUUCAUUGUAUUUUACAGGCCUAUAUUAUUAGAAAAAAAAAAACUUUCUCAUUGAAUGACGCAUAUUUCAUGAGAUUAUUGUGAUCUAAAUUCACCAUGAGCGCUUUAUUCUCUUAUACUUGAAUUGUGUGAACUUAAAGUGUAUAUUUGAUAUUACUCGUCUUACUGCGCAUUUUCCAGUAAAACCGAGCCACUUAACACUUGUGUUAAAAAUUGUCCCA
This is a messenger RNA of Pimephales promelas (fathead minnow), 1831 nucleotides long. RefSeq names its product homeobox A11b (gene hoxa11b). Gene Ontology annotation, cellular component: nucleus. The record is from RefSeq and is a predicted model, not a curated record. Gene Ontology annotation, biological process: anatomical structure development; regulation of transcription by RNA polymerase II. NCBI's taxonomy places the organism in Eukaryota, Metazoa, Chordata, Actinopteri, Cypriniformes, Leuciscidae. Gene Ontology annotation, molecular function: DNA-binding transcription factor activity, RNA polymerase II-specific; RNA polymerase II cis-regulatory region sequence-specific DNA binding.